CAUACAAAAAUAUCUUCUCUCUCCCUCCAAUGGAUUCUCCGAAACUCCCGUACUCUCUCUCCGCCUCUUCUUCCACCCCAUUCGCUUCCGCCGCCGUCAAACCUCACCGGAAUAAACUCCUUUCCCGUAAUGGCAUCCUCAUCAUCAUCGCCAUGUCCUGUAUUCUCCUCCUCCUCAUAUCUCUCCUCAUCUACGCCACCGUCUCAAAAUCCUCCCGCAGCCACCGUAAUCAAUCGCACCAAACCCCAACCUCCGACGAUCAUCCUCCGCCGGAAACACCUCCUCCUCCUCCUCCAAUUGCUCAGAUCCGUCUCGCAUGUAACGCAACGCGUUUCCCAGACCAUUGCGUUGCCUCGCUCUCUAAACCGGGUCAAGUCCCUCCGGAUCCUAAACCGGUUCAAAUAAUCCACUCUGCAAUUUCAGUCUCCUUCGAGAAUCUCAAAUCCGGCCAAUCAAAAAUCAAAUCAAUCCUAGACUCAUCCGCAGGGAAUCAAAACCGUACGAAUAUCGCCACCAUUUGCCUCGAGAUCCUCUCUUACUCUCAACACCGUACCGAAUCAACGGACAUCGCCGUGACAAGCGGCGAAAUCAAAGACGCUCGUGCGUGGAUGAGCGCCGCUCUAGCUUACCAAUUCGAUUGCUGGUCAGGUCUCAAAACCGUCAACGACACGAAGCAAGUCGUCGAUACGAUCACGUUCUUCGAAGAUCUCGUGAACCUCACCGGAAACGCGUUGAGCAUGAUGUUAUCGUUCGACAAUUUCGGAGACGACGUCGUUUCGUGGAUUCAUCCAGCGACGGAAAGAGAUGGGUUUUGGGAGAAAGCUGGGCCGAGUUUGGGCUCGGGUACGGGUACAGAGGCUAAUUUGGGUUUUCCGUCUGGUUUAACGGAAGACGUGACGGUGUGUAAAAACGGAGGGAAAGCGUGUAAUUACAAAACGGUGCAAGAAGCCGUUGACGCAGCGCCGGAUACUAACGGAACCGUUAAGUUUGUGAUACGGAUUAAAGAAGGUGUGUAUGAGGAAACCGUUAGGGUUCCGUUUGAGAAAAAGAACGUCGUCUUCAUCGGUGACGGAAUGGGCAAAACGGUAAUUACAGGGUCGUUGAAUGUUGGACAGCCAGGAAUGACAACGUUUAACUCUGCAACUGUCGGAGUUCUCGGUGAUGGAUUUAUGGCUCGUGAUUUAACUAUAGAGAACACGGCAGGAGCAGAUGCGCACCAAGCGGUUGCGUUUAGAUCAGACAGUGAUUUCUCCGUACUCGAAAACUGUGAGUUUCUUGGGAACCAAGACACUGUUUACGCUCACUCUCUCCGUCAGUUCUACAAACAAUGUCGAAUCCAAGGCAACGUAGACUUCAUCUUUGGUAACUCAGCUGCCGUAUUCCAAGACUGUGAUAUCCUAAUCGCUUCAAAACACUCCAAACUCGAGCAAGGCGGUGCAAACAACGCGAUCACAGCACACGGUAGGAUUGAUGCCUCGCAGUCCACGGGAUUUGUGUUUUUGAACUGUUCGAUUAACGGAACAGAGGAAUACAUGAAGGAGUUUCAAGCAAACCCUAAAGGGCAUAAGAACUUCUUGGGUAGACCAUGGAAGGAGUUUUCGAGGACUGUUUUUGUAAACUGUAAUCUAGAGUCUUUGAUUAGUCCUGAUGGAUGGAUGCCUUGGAGCGGGGAUUUCGCAUUGAAGACUUUGUAUUACGGUGAGUACAAGAAUAAGGGUCCGGGAUCGGUUAGAACGAAUAGGGUUCCAUGGAGUAGUGAGAUACCAGAGAAGCAUGUUGAUGUUUACUCUGUGGCCAAUUUUAUUCAGGCUGAUGAGUGGGCUUCCACGACUGCUUGAUUUUGUAAAGGAAAAUUGAGGUUUUAGGAUUUUGAAAAGAAGAGAAGAGAAGUCGUCAUUGUAACUUUAUUGUAGUGUCAAAUAUUAGUGUGGUUUCUUUAUCGUUCAUUGGGGAUUCAUAAAUUAAAAAUUGAAGA
Arabidopsis arenosa is the source of this 1975-nucleotide messenger RNA. NCBI's taxonomy places the organism in Eukaryota, Viridiplantae, Streptophyta, Magnoliopsida, Brassicales, Brassicaceae. The record is from the annotation of a GenBank genome assembly.